AUGGCAGGUGAGUGCAACUUAAUUGAUCACUUAGCUAUCUUCCUGUUGUUAGCGAAAAACAGCGGAAGACUCAUGUUCAAGAAAAAGGAGGAAGAAAAUCAAAGAAAGCUGGAAAUGUAAAAGUUGAGAGACAGGGUCCCUUGGGCACCUAACUGAAUAGGCCACUUUCGAUAUAUUAAAAUUCAGGAUGAAUUUAUGUCGAAAGUGUUCUACCGUAUUUAGAAAGCUGUAAUUAAGCGGUAAGGAAAAUUACUAGCUUUAAGUUACCCGCCUUGUAACUAUGGGGCAGAUGGUUUGAGCACAAAUCAAGUGGCAUUUGAUAUGAUUCUAGUCAGAUUCAGCUGACUGAAUUUUUAAUUUUGUCUUCUGAAGAACACCAGAAACCUACGAGUUCUACUAACAAAGACCAAGACAAUGAAAAUGGAAGUACUGAUACCACGGCUGCAAACCAUCACCAUAGCGACUCCUUAUUUCGAAGUGAAAGAGACACCUGGAAAACAGUACCCACAAAGGCUCAACACACAAGACCACCGAGAGGAGGGCCACAUCGUGGCAGGAGAAUAGCUAAUGCUACUCGAGGGGCGUCAAGCAGGUCGGUACCGCACCAAAAUCAGCGUGAAGAUGGUCGACAGCCAAUUCGUGGUAGAGGUACCAGGGGAAGAAGAGGGCGUAGUAUCAGCACGAACACACCAGGCCGUGGUCACGGAAGAGGAGGUAAGUUAAUUGUCGACAUCGUAGUUGUCAACUAACGAAAAACGGCUUCUUUAAAUGAAUGACUGAAGAGAUGAAGCACUCCGAUUACUUCCUUACACCGUUAAACUGUUGUACUUUAGUGGGCAUACCGUAUUUAUUCGAUUAAACGCCGCGGCCGGCCUUAAUUAAAUUUUUAGCGUUUUCAAUGAGGCGUUUAUUCAAGGGCGGCGUUUAUUUCGAAAUCACUUUUUAUAUAUAUAUAUAUCACUGACAACAGUUAUUGUAUGUUAUUAUGCUGAGAUAGAAUCGUAAACGUCUGGAUGGUGUAAAUUACCAAGUUGUACCGAGGUUUUUGGAGUAAACGCCGCAUUCUUCUGAUUAGGUGCGGCGUUUUUUUUAAUAUUCGAGGGUCGCGUUUAUUGGUAAUUUUGUUUCCAUCUGCGGCGUUUAAUCGAGGUUGGCGUUUAUUCAAGGGCGGCGUUUAAUCGAAUAAAUACGGUAAUAAGGAACGGGUUGGAAGAAUUUGCUUUAGAAAAUGCUCUUUGGAAUAAGUUAAAGAUAAAAGUUAGAUAUAUUUUGGCUUAGAAUUUUGAUACAAAUCAUGAUGCCGAACAUGGCAUGGUGUGUAAAUUAAAAUUUAUACACCAUAAAAUUUCACUUUGAUUGGCUUGAAAAAAAAGCCAAUUGGAAAAAAAUUGGAUAAGAUUGGCUUGAAAAAACCUCUUCAAAUUAACUAUCGGGCUCUAACAGUACAAUUUGAAAAAAUUCAAACAUUUUCAGUUCUCUUGGCAAUGUUUUUGCCCGUCCGUGGCUUCAUACGCCACUAACCUACCCGGCGACAAUCGUAAGUCGUUACUACUUUCAAAUCUGCGAAGCUGCACUCGUAACAACUUCGAAAACAUGCGGCAGUAGAUUCUAGGAUGCGACUUCUUUUUCCUAUAUCGGAAAUGUAAUUCAGGCGGAUUUGUCGCAGUCAGGUCGAUGUUAAUAUCAGAACCAGCGUGUUGACCAAAUACCAGAUCACGGUGUCUUGCUGUACUGAGCACAUGGUGUUCUUCUUUUCUGUUAACCGCAUCAAUCAGCCGUAUUUUCCGUAUUUACGCUAGGCGUCUUUAACGUCUUAUAUAAACAUAUCCGGCAAUAUUUAUUUAUUUAUUUAUUUGCUCCUUAUUUAUUUAUUUAAUCAUUUAAUCACGCAGGGCCUAACAGCCAGCCCGGAGCAGUGCAACGGCAACGUUACGAUCCAGUCUUCUUAGGUUUUACACAACCUGAUAUCAAGUACGAGUGGAACAAGUUGUAUGUCUUGGGACUGCGUCACAAAUCAUCACGAGACAGCUUAAAGAAUUUCAUGGAGCUGGUCAGCGGCGGCGCCUAUAAAGUAAGGCAUUUGGAGUGGUUUGGAAAUGGAAAAGCUAUCGUGACAUUGAACACUAAAAAACUCUCAGGACCAGGUAAAACUUAAAAGUAAGCAGUAAAUUGACAGUUUCAAUAAUUAAGCAUUGACCUCAAGUAUUUUGAAGGGAGUCAGAUCAUAACAUACAUUCGUUGGGAUUCCUUGUCCUAUUACAAUCAUAACACUAAUAACAAUACUAACACCUUGUAAUCUUAACAUUUACCUCAUGAAUAGAUUGAAAGAUUUAGGCACCUUUGUCUCCAAAGAGGAUUUCGAAUGUUGGCUUAUCUUAUUUGCCCAAUCCGGUACAGAAUUUUUUCAUAGAUUUUAGAAAAUAAGAACCUGUUUAAAAUUUUUAGGCUAAAAGGUGGCAAAUUUUAGCGUAACAGGUUCUUACAAUCCAGGUUCUUAGUCGCCGGGUUUUAUUGUAUCAUCUUUAGCAAACUUGCGAGACGCCGAUGAGGGCUCUCGAAAUUACUCCAAAGGGAUCGCCAUAAAUAUAGAUCUACAGUCUUUGUCACAAACUCUAAAUGUGUCUUCGGAAAAAAAGUCCGUCGAAGUAAAACCCAACCUCGGUUAAAAAGUGUACAUGUUGAUUUAGGCUUAACAAUAUUUAUUUUACCUAAGAUUUUUCAAAUAUGCUGACCGAAGCGAAAAGAAGACCACAAGAAGGCGUGAACUACGUCAUUGAAAGGGCGCCAGAAUGCAAGAGCAUUUUUGUCAGUGAGUUUUCCGAGGACACCACAGUGGAGCAAGUUGAAGCUUAUUUUGAUGAAGUUGGUUCUUUAGAUCUGGCUCGCGGAGUGCAGGUAAACCAUCGACUUUGGGAGGAAGAUAAAAAGCACAAGAGAGCUAUUGUCUACUUCAAAGACAAAAGAAGUAAGUAACAUUUUCUAAGCUCCUUUUCUACUAAGUUUCGACCCCACGUAAUUUCAGGUUUCGUACACGGCCUAUUAAACAUCAGUGUCGGAUCCAGACCUUGAGGUCUCCAAAAUCCCCUGGAUCCGCCACUGAGGUAUGCCUCGAUUCCCGCCUCUCUCUCUCGGGUCCGGCCAUGUUCCCGAACAGCGGCUGGUAAUCAAACCUACAUACUUGUCAAUACUGAUAUGUAUGGGAAAAUGCCUCAGCUCCGCGAAGCCUUCUCAAAGAUGGUGAAUCCUAAUGAAUUUGUGAAUCCGAAAUAGGAAACGUCCUUGUUUGGUUUUAUGUUGGAUGAAAAACUCUUCGCCAUCAACCUUAACACAGAAGUAUUAUGAUGAUUUUACUUUCGAUGUAAUACGCACCCCUAAUACUGAGAUUGGAGUAAGAUUUUAUAAGACAACUGAACGUUAUUGUUUAAUUAAAUGAACGGAUCUUGAGCCACGUUUGUGGCGUCAGUUUAUUGUAUUGCAUCCCUGCAGGAGCCAGAAGGGACCUUUAGAUCCCGCGACGACGGCAAUAGCAACGGCAACGAGGGUGCCUCUUUGUGCGUGCAGCGCACUUUUUUGCACAUAUAUUAGCCGUACCUGCACGACGACGACAUUAAAAUUUAUUUUAUGUUCUAAGCAGGGCGUAGACAAGCGAAAACGAAAUGUUUUUUUUUCUUGUGAACUUGGGAUAUAGUUCUUAGGAAUUCAGCUCCAAGAGAGUUCGGCUACAUAAUAUUUUCACAAAGGCUGUAAGUAUGAGUGAAUUGGAAUAAUCAUGAUAAAGAUUGAGAGAACGUGAAUCCUCUCUUUAAUUGGCUUUUUCGACGCCGUCCUCGGAUCUUAGAGGAUGGCUAAAUCGCAUUGGUAGGUGGGUCGUGGGUCGUACGUCGUGGGAUGUGGGUCGUGGAAGGUGAGUCGCACACGAGUCAGUGGCCUCCGUCUUUCGUGUUAAGUCCACAGUCACAUAAUUUUUCAAUAAAGCGAGACCAGUCCAUAUCUUUUUAGUGAAACCAACCUGAUUAUCAAAGCGGUGUGGUUAAAGCCUUUUUUCAGGAUAUUUUUAAUUAAAAUCUCAUCACUGCUUUGUAUACCCUUCAGAAACCGGCUGAUGCAGCAGGAUAGUCCUGAUCAAUACCGGAAUCCUCUUAACGAAUGGACUGGUCUGUCCGGGCAGUUCUAACUAAGGUCAAGUGCUCUGAGAUAGCUUUUGAUUCAAAGACGUUCAGUCCUGCUACUGAUAUUAACACACUUUCAUUAUUUGUUAGUUGGCGCGGCCUACCUUUUUUAUCACAAGUUUUAGUACCCUAGGAAAUUUGCUAGCAAAGGUAGUGAAAAUGGGUGAAAAUUGUUAAAAUUGAAGGCGACAAACUGGGUACGCGUGUUGGGUGUAAAGUUGUCAAAAAACAAACCAAAAAAGCAUAUGUUCAUGACUUCAAUUUCAUAACGAGAUUAUUUCAUAUCAUCUUAGAAUAACUUAAACGAGGCCUGGAAAGAAAAUUGAUGGCACGAAGGUUUUCACACCCUGUGAUUUGCCCAUAAAGUGUUAUGUUCUCUAUGAACAAAUGUUAUCAGUUGAAGUUAAAACUUCUUUACACGGACUACCACUAGAUCUGUGAUUUAGGCUUUUAAAUAUUGUCACUCAAAGGAAGUUUGCUGUUACUAAAAUAGUGCUAGAAUUGACGUGUUUAAAUGGUGAUGAUUGGUCAUAAUUUGUUUUAUGGAAUAGUCUUCCCUAAACUAAAUGCCUAAUUUGAUUUAAAAGCCAUACUGGAAGGUUUUUGUCCAACGAUAUAGAAUGUGAAACAAAGGCCGGGAUUAAGGAGUGUUUUUUCUUUUUUAAAACUGGAAGUGGUUUCAUUGGACGCAUGUGCAUUUCACUAUGUACGCAGAGUGUGCGAGGAACAUGCAGGAAAAUGGAAGAGGACCAGGGAGGAUAGACUUAGGCCCAGCUCCCGGUCUCUCCCAUCGCUCACUUUGCCACCGAAAACAUAAAAAAAUUCUAGCUCGCGCAUUGCGCUGGAGAAAAAUUUUGAGCUCUACUUAUGAGCAAGUCUACGAGGAGGAAAUAUUUCGUUGAUAAGUUUGCAUUACUAAAUUUUAUCGGAGAAACUUUACAUAAAUGUUAGGGGUCGUGUAAAGACAGUAAAGGGAGACGGUGCCUUCAAAGUCUAAGAGCAAGAGUCUUUUCGAAGAGCCACUAUCCACAAAGCAUGACGGCUAUUAUUAGGCACGAUGCACGACCAACGACGCACGACCCACGGCCCUCGACGCACGACUCACGACCCACCCACCCACGCCAAUUAGUCAAUCUCCGGAUCUUAAGGUCCCUAUUGACAUCAGUUUUCCAAGGCAGAGAGAGUCAUGGAUCAAGAUAGGUCAAAGCACCCCGUAAUUUUUUCUUAUUACUACUUUUGUGUGUUUUUCUCUGUGUAUCACAGGUGUAAAGAAAGCAACGACGAUGGAUCACUUUUUAAAUGAAAAAGCCCUUCACGUGGAGGCUUUUUACCCUUACAUGGGAAUAACUGGUGAAGAUAAGCAACCAAAGGGAUCAUUGCGACCUCUUCCAGGUGAACCUGAAGGAUCCAGACAACCAGAAUUCUACAAGUCAGUUAAUCGGGACUUAAUGGAAUUUGUAAUGAAGUCAAACCAAGAGGUGAAACUGAGGGAAGAGCUAGACUUGAAAGAACGUGCUCGAAUCAGGUGGAACGAAGAUGCAUAUGUGCUGAUUAAAUAUGGUGGACAUAAAGUGGACCAGGAGUUCGAUGAACAGGUUUGGAAACGCCACUGUUCUGAUAUCGUCGACGCAUUUCUCGAUAACUGUUGUGCUAAAGAUUUUCCACUGGAAGAGGAAAUUUUGGACGAAGUUGCCGAUCAGCUGCCGCAAGUCGAAAGGGCACUUCCGAAACUCACAGCGCAAGUAAAAUUACAAAAGGAAUCUUGCCAGCUAAUACUGAUAUGUCAAAAAUCAAAUAUGCCCGAUUUUGAAGAAAGGCUAAAGGUUCGCCUCAAAGACAUCAAACGAGAGGUCCUUGAGAGAAAGUUGGAGCAGAAGAGAAAAACAGACAUACCUUGCGAAAAGCUGCAACUUCUUCAAAAUGCCAGAAUUGAAGAUAUACUGAAGAAAGAAAUUAAUACCGAAAUUCAAGCGAAACUCGACUUAGGCAGCAAAAGCCUUGUCGUUAAAACACCUAAAGAUCUGAUGGCGUCGGUCAUGUCAUACCUGAAGCUGCGUCUGGACGAAAUCGACCACAAUUCCAUGCCUUAUCCUCCAGAGAUUUUAGACAUCUUAAAAACCAAAGUCGGGAAACGAAAGAUGGCGGCUGAACUGCCAGAGGGGUGCUCCUUCAACGUCGACGAGAAAACCAAAAAGGUCAUCCUUAUCGGGCGAACACCGGAGGAAACUAUACAAGGCAGGACGAAGGCGAUGGAAGUGCUAAUCAGCGACCGAAGUCUCGUUGUUAACGACAGAGAUAACCAUCUCAUAGGAUCCGAAAAGUGGAAAGAUCUUUGUAAGAAAUUGGAAAAGCGGCUUAAGAUCCGCACAAAACGAGAACUAUCUUGCAUUGCCGUCUUUGGGUUCAGGCAAGAUGUCUCAGAAGCUGUUACCAAAAUGAGGGACUUUCUUAACGAGAAGAAAGCAACAGAAGGAGAGUUCAGACUAGGUUCGUCGAUACAUCGAAGGUUCUUCAAUGAGUUCUACAAAGAUGAACUAUCCAAAAUCAAAGAAGAGCUUGCAAUUGCCUUUCACGCAGUCGAGAUUUCUUUAGAUGAAAACGGCGAUCGAAUAGUCUUUUCUGGAACUGAGGAUGGCGUAAAGGAGGUAGAGGAGAGGUUGUACCUUUUGCAAGAGCAAAUUAAAGAGAAGAUGUUUAAUAUUUCCACACCAGGCAUGCGAAGCUUCUUAGCUCAAGAGGAUGGAAAACGGUUGAUCGCAGCUGUAGAACAAGAGCAAAAGUGUGUUAUCGAAAUUACGGAACAAAACGGAGACCAACGUGAAGACGAUGAAAGUGACGACGAUGAGCCAUUGAGCACCGGUAGUGACGGUGAAGACGAGGUUGAUGAAAAUAAAGAAACCAUAGUCACCUCAGCGGGAAAAAAGGUUAUCUGGAAGACAGGAAACAUUGAAGAAGAAAAGGUUUGCCUUACUAUUCUUUUUGCACUUAUUCACCCUGAAAAGGAACACCAAAAACCAAACCAAAACAAACAAGUGAACGAGUUCACAAUACAACGCUUUUGUGAAAACUUCGUUUCAUUUACUGAACCGUAGUAAUUCCCACUCUAACUUCCGGUUUGAUCUGGAAAGUGUCUCCAAAGGUUUAUCAGGUUUUUGAACUGAUAAAGUUUUACCCGCUCUAAAUAAGUUAGUUUGAGAGAACACAAGGUAUAGGCCAUCGGACCAGUAUAUCGAUCUGACGAAACUGUUAUUCAUUGCAGGCAGAUAUUUUAGUGUGUUCUGUGGGCUCAAACUUUAAACUCUCCAUUGGUGCGGUUGCAACUGCGAUGAGCAAAGCCGCUGGACCAGCACUGCAAAAAGCCUUGAGAGAAAAAGAGGAUGAGACAGCUGACCUCGGUGAAGGCGACAUUAUUCACACCGUUCCUGGAAACCUACCCUGCCGCUGGGUAAUUCACUGUGUGUGUUGUCCAUGGAAAGAAACUGCUGAGCAAAAACAGGUUGGCAGGAAUGAACAAAGUCGCAUUUUGUUAAACAUAGGGAUUGAAUAAACCCUGUUUUUGGUUUUUAUUAAUCUCAUAAGCGAGGUCAGGACUACAUAAUAUUCUCAUUGAGGUUCGUCAUUGAAAACAAGUGACAUCGCAGGUCCAGAACUAAUUGACACUUGCUAAUUCGAAUAAUAAACCUGUGAAACUACUCUGUCUUGACGUUUAUGGGAUUCCUUCGCAAAAUCCACGAAGCCAGGGCACUGGGAUUUGUCGAUAAUGCUCAGCCCUAGCUGUUUAGACGAUUUCUGUGGAAAAGGGGUGGUUCAUUGAGUCCGGCCCUUCUAUGCUACUUAAGAUAUAUUUGUUUUGAUAGAAACGAGUUAAUUUCGCUUAAGUAAUUAUGUGCAGUCAUAUUAAUGAACCGAAGACUAUCUGUUUGGACUACCUUCGUAUUUCAACCAAUGGCCGAAGGUAUCAAGGAGCCCUCACAGUGAAUGUCGGCCGUAAUAUUGAAAGUAUUUCAAAUAAAUAAUUAAAUAAACAAGCAUGUGCUAUCGAAACUAAAAAUAACCCACCUGUUUACAGGGUUCUUGCUUGGUCCAAACUCAUGUUACCUCUUUGGUCCAACAGAUUCUCAGAGAUUUGUUGCGGAAGUGUUUUGACAAAGCUUCUUUGCUGGGGGCGAGCACUAUUGGUCUACCACUGAUAGGAACGGGUAACCUUGGUUUCCCGUAUGACGUCGCUGUCCAAAUUAUGAUAGAAGCUGCUCUUGAUUACAGUCAAGCAAACCCAGACUCACCUCUAGAGGAGUUCAGAUUCAUUGUGUACUGCGGUGACCAGCUUGGCAUUACAGAGUUUGAAGAAAAGUUUAGAAAGUUUAAGAAAGAAAACUAUUCAAAGCCAAGGCCCUCUAGACGUCCAGCUGACCUGCGAAAAAGACGCCGGAUGACCCCUGUAUCUGAAUUUAGUUGUAAAGAGGUUUACCUCGAAGGACUUACGGUGAAGCUUGUAAAAGGAGACAUCACGCAGGAAUUUUCCGACGCAAUCUGCAAUGUAGUAACCCAAGACCUUGACAUGGAAAGUGGCAACUUAAGCAAAGUCAUUGCUGAGGUCUGCGGCGAAGUGGUGCAAAGAGAGCUACGUUCAAAAGCACCGCAGCGUCCAGGAGAAGUUUUGAUGACCUCAGCUGGAUUGUUAUCAACCAAGAAUAUUAUACAUAUGGUUGUAGUAUCUGGAAACAAGAAGCAUCUUCAGGCAUGUGUAGAGAAAGCCCUUAAGGUGGCUGAUUCCGAAGGGUUGGAUUCGGUGUCCAUUCCAGCGGUUGGUAGUGGAGGAUUGGGAUUAUCCCCUGAGGACUCGGCAGAAGUAGUUUUUAAAGCAAUCGCUGCGUUUGCUGACAAACCUUCCCAAUCCGUUUAUGACGUGAGAGUUGUGGUCUUUGACGACUCCAAAAUUGGUGCAUUUGUGAACGAGAUGGAAGACUUCCAAAGGGAGAACGCUCCUGUCAGUUGCUCCGAAGCCAACGAAGAGGUAGCAGAUGCAGCUUACAAUGACGAAACUCUGGAGGCCCCAGCGGAUGAUCUCCCUACAUAUUGGCGACGCCAAAAGGUAAUCGUUCAUGGGACCACAGAGUCCUUUGAAGCAGUAAUAGAAGCCCUAAAGGAUGGACUCAUAAAGGCAUGCAAGCAUCCGCGCGUUAUAAAACAUGAUGUCAUCAACCGUUUGUCCAAACGGUGUAUACGUGACCUAAAAAGAAUGGCACGUGCACGAGAUGUGAAAUUAGACCAACCAGAAGCCGAUACCAUCAGACUGGAAGGGCUUCCUAAAGAUGUGAUGGACAUAAACUCAGAAGUGUCCGAUGCCAUCGAUGAGCAGAGGGAACGAGAGCACAGGGAAGAGCGAGCAGAACAAACGUCCAAAACUGUUCAAUGGUACAUGGUCGACGUCUCAGGAAAACUGGAGCCUUUCGAAAAAAUGGCCAACAAUGAAAUAGACUCAGCAUAUAAAAGCAAGAAACCGUCGCUGCUUUUUACGCAUGAGGAUUUAAAGGCCGAAAUCAACUUUGGGACCAUGGAAGUUACAUUUUUGAGAAAUGGGAGGAUCAAGCAAGUCCAACGAAUAGAUGGUAAGAAAAUGCUAUAUUUAACUUUAGUCUGUUUAGCGUCUGUCAAAAUAGAAAAUGUCAAGUCAACGUAGAAAAAGUAACAAAUAGUAGAUCAACUACAAUGCUUUCAAACAGACCAUAAGACAACAAAAAAGGCAAUUAACCCCUGGAAAAAUACCACUGACAUACAACCAAAUUUUGUUUGUUCUGUUCAAACAUCUUGGAUGCCAGACCCCAGGCCCAAGACUACAGUCGACAGUCCUUAGACUGAAUUCAGAUCCAGGGCCCAGUUGUUCGAAAGCCGGUUAGCGCUAACCCAGGGUUAAAUUUUAACCCAGGUUUCUUUGUUUUUGUUGUUCAAAAGCAUUUUUCAGGAUAAUUUUCUCUAUUCUUUUUAGAGCAUCAAAUCAUCAAAUUGUGGACAAAUAGAAUAAAACUGAAUUUGCUUUUUGAGCUGUCAUAUCUGAAUUGAAAUUUUACACUAGCCCUGGGUUAUCUUAAUCCUGCUUUGAUCAACCCAGCCCUGGGCCCAGUUGUUCCAACGCCGGUUAGCGCUAACCCAGGGUUAAAUUUGAACCAGGGCUUCUUUUUCUUUUCAUCAAAAGCACUCUCUAGGAUAAUUUUCUAUAUUCUUUUUAGAGUAUCAAAUUGUAGGCAAAGAGAAUUAAACUGAAUUUGUUUUUUAAGCUCUCAGUUCUGAGUUCAAAUUUCGCACUAACCAUGCGUUAUCUUAACCCACCUUCGAACAGCCCGACCCUGCACUCUAAAUUCUAACUUUUGCAUGGACUUUUCGUGUGUAGCCAAAUAAAACAACGACAGCAAUCAAAGCAUCAGACUGAUAAAAUUUAAGACUUCAGAAUGACUGUACUGCUUUGGUUAAACUCGUGGCCUUUUUGGAAUGGUCGAAAUCUGCUGGAAGUAUAUUUAAACGAUUUCACAUUGCCUGCCCCCCCUUCCCCCCCCCCCUUUUUUUGAAACAUUGUGAACACUUACGAUGAGGUAUAAAAAGACAAAUUCGAUGUUAAUUGUAGAUUUGAAAUUAAAUGAGGAAUGAACAUCGUAGGCACCAGCAAAAGUUAGAAAAUUGCAAAAAGGUCUAAAAAGAAUUCAAGGUUCUGACGGGACGUCGACAUAUCAGGUACUUCCUCGUUGCUACAUUACCAUUUGAACUCUGAGUUUGUAUCAAGCCACUGACGUCGGUCAGAUCCAACAAUUUAUCGGGCUUUUCACUAAGUUCCAUAACAGGAAUGAACAUAGAUUAAGUAUAUAAAACUGAAAAAAUUCUACUGUUAACUAUAGAGGUAAAAAUCAACAAAGUGAUCAUCGCGGUUGUUCAGCCUACUAACUUUUUUAUUUUCUAGUUGAUUUUCUCCCGCUAAUGAUUUUACAGUGAGCUCCGUGAGAGAAAAUAUUUAACUCACAAGAAGACAUUUGUUUUUAAUUAGUCUAUCCUCUCCCUGAUGAAUGGGACCCCCAGCCUCGAGACGAGCGCGGUAAAGAAGAGACUCUGCAUUUGGUCAGCCUUGCACAGGACUCCCAAGAGUUCAAAACGGUCGAAGAGAAGUUUCUUCAGUCGCUGCGUGGGAAAGUCUCCAUAACCAACAUAGAAAGAGUUCAAAACCCAUCGCUGUUUAACGCAUACGCUGUGAGAAAACAAACUAUGGAUUUGAAAAACGGCCCCCAUGAAAAUCAGCUGAAACUUUUCCAUGGAACAAAGUACGAAUCUUUUAAGCCCAUAAACGUGCAAGGAUUUAACAGGAGUCUGUGUGGUAAAAAUGGUGAGUCAGGCAUAAAGUGUCCUUUUUUUUAGCUAGCAGCAAAAUGAUCAAAGAGUAACUAACCUUUCCUAGGGGGCAACAUAAGGGCUAAGAAAACAAGCAUGCAGGCACAAACACAGUUCCCUAUUUUCCUGCUCCUUAUUAACACGGUCAAACGACAAAAAAUUCCACCACUUCUGUGCUCAACGGCAGUAAUUUUUCUAAGUGGGAAACACUGUUUGUAUCCCACACGGGAUGCAUAUGAAUUUAGUUGCUAUUAUGUGACCAUGAAAUAGCCAAUGGCUGCGAAGCGAUUGAUCAAGAGACAAACAAGCUAGAGCUUUACUGAUCGGUGAGCCACACAUGACGCUAGUCAUACAUAAACCCCCCAAUGGGAGUUAUUAUAUUCUAUUUGUUAGAACUAAUGAUGGGCCGCGGCAUUUAGAGCUGUCUUCUCUUGAGAAAGCCCUUAUGUUGUCAUUACAGAUCAAUUUAGGUUUAUGGGAAACUGCCCACCUACCCCUCCAGUGAAAGCCAUCAUUUUGCCCUAAAGCCUUGUUUUCACUAGUGCAUAAGCAGAAGCAUAAGCACAAGCACAUGUGUAAGCAAGUGAAACUGGGUCGACAUAAGCAUAAGCAAAAGAACAAGAAAAACGGACAACUUCAUUCUCCUUGUGCUUGUGCUUGUGCUUAUGUCGUAGCUUAAACUAGUGAAAACUGGGUCGACAUAAGCACAAGCAUAAGCACAAGGCCGUGGACCAAUCAUAGGUCACUUUGACCCAGACCUUAUGUGAAUAUAUCAAAAGCAAUAUGGCGGACGCUUCGUCGGCUAUCUUGUAUAUCAUCGGGUUGAGGAGAGCUGGUAUUGAGAAUUGAGUCAAAUAUGCCAUUCUGCGCGUGCGUAUAUGCCCUUAUGCUUAUGAUUAUGAGCUAGUGAAAACCAGGCUUAAGUGAGAACUAAGUGUUAUUAUUUGCAUAGGGGAGGGGUAGGUUGGCAGUCUCCCAGAAGCCUGAAUUGCAUGAUUCGUCAUUACAACCUAGUUCCUCAGUGCCAGUGUAAAAGGUACAAAGUGGCUGUUUAUUAAUUCCUGUAAAGGCUAAAUUAAUCAUCCAAAUAGAAAGAGAAGAGAUUGUUUACAUCCUCAACCGCAGAGGAAGUCAGUUCAUCGAGAAAAGGUUUUAUUGAAUUUUGUAAUUCAGGUACUUGUAGCUCAUUACUAUGCAAAAACUCACUUACAAACCAAGUGAUGGCGCUCUGAUAUGUUUGUUUGCAGCGACGGCCUACGGCGAUGGUGUUUACUUUGCAAAAGAUGCCAGUUACUCGGAGACAUAUUCACAACCAGGCCCUCACGGUGAACGCUGCAUGUACCUGGCGAGAGUGCUUGUUGGGAAGUACACCGCUGGAAAUCAAGGAAUGAAGAGGCCACCCCCAAUAGAUCCCAACAAACCAGAAAUUCUUUACGACUCGGUCGUCAACAAAAAGGACGAUCCGACUAUUUUUGUGAUUUUUAAUGAUUUCCAUUGCUAUCCCGAGUACAUAAUAACAUUCAAGAAACCGUAAAGAGUAGUUAAAUUAGCCCAUUCGGGUGGUUGGUAAUUGAGGUUAUUUUAACGAGUAUCAUCCUGCACUACCUAUAGAUAAUUAGAGUUUCAAAUACAUGUAUUCAUUGUUGGGCUGCCUGGGCAACCCAAUCAUAAUUUGGGCUUCGUCUUCAGGGUCGCAAAAAGACAAAAUGGCGGACGGACCACGUUUCCCGUCCCCCCUAUGAUUGGGCACCUUUUUUGACUAUUGAGGAGAGGAUGGGUCAUUUUAUUCAAAAUAUUUUCUGUUUCUGAUUGGCUCAAAUUCUCCGGCUAAUAACCAGCUAGCGUUGACCAAAUAUGGUACACGCUUACGUAUAUCCGCGGUAAAAGAACAUCAAUAGGGAGCUUAAGCAAAGGCGUUUUGGGGGGACGCACGUCAACUGGAAUUGAGACCUUUACUCUUAGCCACAAGUUGCUCGGCAACGUUUCGGCAACUUUUGAUUUUUUUUAGCAUUUUACUUUUUUCGCGACAUUUAUUAGCUUUCGAAAGAAACGUCAGCUAAAUUCAACUGGUUUAUACUACUGUGUGAGUGUGUGGACUCCAGGACUGGCCCAAUCAUCAAUGCCAGCUUGCACGCCUUUCCGCGAGUUCAGUGGUAUCACAUGACACGUUUUUCAAGACGGCGGACUGUCAUCAGGCCCGAUUAAUCCUAUUGAGGAAGCUAAAAGGCUGGGGGCAAAUUUCGCUACCCCGAGUUAGCUAAAAUGGCUAGAGAAAAAAAAUCCAGACGAAUCCGGUCAGUAAAAUCUGCAAUAAACCAACUUCACGUGCAAACAAGUAAAAUAAAAUAGCAACUAUUCGGCAACUUUUUCGGAAUUCAGCAACUUUUCGAAAACUUUAAAAAUAAAAUAGCAACUUUUAGACACUUUUAUUGGCAACUUUUUGGGAAUUUAUCGGCAACUUAUGGCUAAGCUUAAUGACUUUACGCUACCAAAUAUGUAUCGCUAAGUGCCUUUAUUCUUAUAGAGGCGAUUUGGCCGAGAAUUUGGGCUAAACCACUGUCCAUGACUAAAUUAAAAAGGUCCAUUUCCGGUUGACGUGCAUCCCUCAAAAUCGUGUUUGCUUCAGCUCCCUAAUAGUUCAGCCUAUCGCCAAAAGAGGGACGGCAAACCUAAAGCCUUGUGGGAAGCUCAGCUAGCUCAGUUGUCUUCAUAGGGCUGGGGAUGAUUGUGGAAAAUUUCACACGUUUUGUCUGCAAGAAAUAGCCGAACUUCUGCCCAAAAAUAAAAACAUAUAGUAGAAAAGCGAAAUUACUACCCAACGGAUGACAAUUGAUAUUUGAAGAAUAUCUUUGGAAAUUAGAGAAAGAAGGAAGGCUGACAUCUGGGAAUAUAAUUUUUUGCCAAUAUUUUGAAAGGUGCGCCUUUCUUCUCCAGGGUCUUUGCUUUAUGUUGUUUUAUAUUUUAUAGAUGAUUAGAUCCUCUGUUGGGAUCCGCUUCUUAAUUUUUUGUAACGUUGUUCCUUGCUUCCAAAACUAAAGUCUUAGACUUAAGUAAACAUCCUAUUAUCAUCUGAAUUUGCCGAGGGACAGACAAAUGAAGACCAGAACUUUACAUCGAUCGAGGUAAGCUUAAUGAUUUGAAGUAUGUCAGAAUUAUUUUUUUGAAUUAUCAAUAACUAAAAAUUAUUGGAUUAUGCAGAUCUUAGAGGGUGUUAUCGGUCCAGGAAGAUUAAACAAAUGCCCUCGAGGAUCUGGAUAAUUCUUCAGAUCAUACGAAUGCCGAAUCCCGAAUCUAAUAAUUACUGAAUUAUUCCCUCAUUCCACGCCAGUGAGCAAGAAAAGAGGCCGAGUCUCUAGUGGACAUUCUUAUCAUCGUCACCUGAGCCUCGCGUUGGUUCUUUUGUUGACAGGAAUUCCGGGAAGGUGUAAGGUAUUAGGGUACCAAAACCGAUAACACUCUAAUCUAAGUAGAUUUCAGUGAAAUGUUUAGCCGCAUUCAGAAAUGAGAAUAAUUAUAGCAGGAUUAGCUACAGAUCUAGAUAUCCCCGUUAAGUUAGUACUUGUAUGAUGAUCAUGCUCUAUACCACUUUCGAUCCAGCCAGCCAAAAAAAAUCAAAUGUUGACGACAGGGAAUCUCCAUAUUGCUUUUUUACGCUCAGAUUUUUCCGCGCACCGCCAUUUAAGAAUUUUUUGACGUCGUGUGGUCUUAACGCUAUGUGUUGAAAUUUCUUUUGAAAGUCAACGGCUGGAUCCAAAUCAGACUUCCUUCAAUCAUAAUGGUGGUGGGCACAAUAGAAAAAACUAUAUAUAUGUACAUACAUUUCAUGGUAAUCAGCUCCCGAUUUCAUCUCCUUCUUUACUGAUAGUGUUUGCUAAGUGGGCAGGUCCCUAUCAGGAAAUGUUCACUGUGAACGAUGCAAAGAGACUAA
Messenger RNA from Porites evermanni, 15468 nucleotides. The record is from the annotation of a GenBank genome assembly. Lineage: Eukaryota; Metazoa; Cnidaria; Anthozoa; Scleractinia; Poritidae.